Drosophila suzukii is the source of this 552-nucleotide messenger RNA. RefSeq lists its product as uncharacterized. The record is from RefSeq and is a predicted model, not a curated record. NCBI's taxonomy places the organism in Eukaryota, Metazoa, Arthropoda, Insecta, Diptera, Drosophilidae.
UCAAGCGAUCCACACAUAACCACUUUGAAUUUGUGACAAUUUAAGAAGACACACUCAAGAGACAUGGCGGCAGUACCAAAGAUCACCGUGAUCAACUUCCUGUGCCUGACCACCAUUCUUCUCUCUGGAAACGCGCUGGGCGCCUCUGUAUCCGGAUCCACUGGAAGUGGGAGUGCCCAAGGACUAGCCCAGAGGAUCGGCGAGUGCCGGGAGCGCUGCUACCGCCAGUCCAUGCCGGCGAUCACGCCCCCCCUCCUCUGCCGAUCCCGACCAGAGUGCUACAUGUGCCACGACUACUGCCGCGUCCUCGUCGUCGUCCAGCGGAGUCUGGCCAGCUCCAUGUGCGCGGAUCGGGAGUUCUGCACCCGGGGAUGUCGGGUGGCCUGCUCGUACCACCGCCUGAGGGUAUUCCUCGCACUCCACCAGGACUCCAGUGCCAAUGCGGUGCUCAGGAAGUAAAGAAGAGUAUCUCUGUGCUCACCGUACUUGUAAAUAGUUCGCCAUAAGAAUAAGUAAACACCUACCAUAAGUGUACAUUUCGUAUUAGGCUUA